AUGCCAAUAACGAUUUUAGUAGUGUUCCAAGUCCUAUGCUGUAAUCCGUGCUUUGCUGCUGAAAAGACUCCCAUAUCGCCUCUGGCGGAAAGGAAUUCACCCGCUCAGUGUUAUUCAGCUGUUAAAAGUACACCCGCUCAGUGUCAUCCAUCCAUUAAAAGGGCUAGACAACCAGUCAUGGUGAAAUCACCUUCUACUGCUAGCCCUUUGACGAAAAAUUUGCGUACUGAAAAGUUACUUGUAUCAGCACCUCCAAGUACAGACCUCGAAAUAGACGACGUUUGCAGGACUGAGUCUGCCUGGAACUAUUUCACUCAACGCAGCUCUCUCUGGAACAAAAUCGGAGUAGCACUGGCGACAAGACGUACUUCUGCUUCACUGGAAGGAAUUCAAGGAAUCUGCCUCUGCCCGAUUGAUGGUUCUCCACACUUCAUACCUCUGACUGAGGAAUACUUUCCAGGAAAUGACGCAGAAGAGGCAGUUUGCCCAUCUUCAACGCCCUCGCAAUCUAUAUCUCUUGAAGAACGUGUUUCAUGCAUCUCUAUGAUUCUACAGUCUUGUGAGCUGUACCUGAUCGAUGCACUCCAAGACUGCCAUCUUCUGAGAAGGAGAUUCAAGCUAAAGAGUCCACGUGUGAGAUGUGUGUCGUACAUGGCUUUCCUUGGACAUAUGCGCCGGGGCGAUCAUGUGCUGCCCCUUCACGAAAUUGCUGCCAAGUUCCCCUGGAGUUUCGACUGUGCAUCACUUUUGCGUAUGAAUCCACGGAUUGCUUCAGGAGCUGAGGCGUACCUAGCCUCGAGGUGUACCUAUCGUUUAGAAAGCUUUCGGCUUGAGAUGCGAUCGCUUCAGGUGCUCUUUUGUCGUCUCAAACUCGCAUGUCCUGGAGGAUCCUCAACUAAACGACACCUGUCCACCAACAAGGCGAUACUGGAACAAAUGAAAACGCAACAUCCUGUCGUUGCGAAUAUUCUACAGUACCGUCGCUUCAAACAUGCUCUUACGCAAUGUAUUGUUCCAAUGCAAUAUUUUGUUGACGAUGACGGCUGUGUGUUGAUCAGCGCCGAUUACAGCCAGCUGGAGCUUCGUGUAUUGGCUCACCUUAGUGGGGAUCCCGCUUUGGUGGAAAUCCUCAAGGGAGGACAGGACGUUUUCACGGAUAUGUCGCGCAAGUUGGUUAUUUCACGUGAUACAGCGAAAAAGCUCUGCUACGGUGUAAUCUAUGGAAUGGGUGCGAAAACUCUCGCUGAAACUGUAAACAAAUCGGUGGAAGAGGCAGACAAGCUCAUAAGGAACUUCUUCCAGUCAUUCCCCAAGGUGAGGACCUACAUCAACAAUACCAAGGAACAAGCUGUCAAAGCAGGUUUUGUCACUACGAUAUUAGGACGGAGACGGGUGACCUGCAGCGCUCGCGGGCGCCAAGAAGACGUAGCAAGAGACGAUCGACAAAGCAUCAAUUAUACAAUCCAAGGUACAGCAAGUGAGAUCUUCAAAAGGGCAAUUGUGGCGCUGGACGAAAGUCGAAAAGGCGCAACGAGAAUCGUAAUGACCGUCCAUGAUGAAAUCAUCGUUGAGUGUGCGCUGGAUAAGGAAAAUGGCGUAAAGCAGUGGAUGCGAUCCUGCAUGGAAAACGUCUUUCCAGAUUUCCUCGUUCCUUUGCCAGUGAAAAUUCGUUCAGGACCUAAUUGGGGUUCACUUUCUUAA
This is a messenger RNA of Cooperia oncophora, 1701 nucleotides long. Lineage: Eukaryota; Metazoa; Nematoda; Chromadorea; Rhabditida; Trichostrongylidae. The record is from the annotation of a GenBank genome assembly.